AUGAAUUUUAUACUCAAAGACUCAAAGGGUUUCCCUUACGUGCCUUGCAAGUGCAAGUGCGAGAAUCCAACAAUUGAGGCUAUCGCCAAGGAGAUAUUCAACGACGUGGCUGCGGCUCUGAGCAAGUUGGAUAAUCUCCUUUGCGCAGCCAUUCUAUCCUCGUACAUGGCGAUACUUGAGGGUGAAAUCGAUGCAAUCGGGGGUGCUGAUAUAGAAGGGGCUCGCGCUGUCAUUCAGGGUGCUAAGACGUUCGCAAAGAAUGGCAUGACUGCUGCGUCGUUCUUUAGCGACUGGAUUGAACCUACUUGCGGAGUACCAGACUUUAAUUUCGACCUUGCUAGCAUGUUUACUACUCUAAUCGCCGGACCGGAUUCUAUGGGGAAAAGUGUUGGGUGUAAGAUCCCGAAGCUUUAUCUGCCGCGCUCAAGCAUCAUCGAGCUUCCAGAAUCAGGAUGGCCCAUGAUUACUGCGGAUGCUUUCCGUCCACUGGUCAAAGCAGACGAGGUCAUCGCGCUAUUGCGGCAUCUGCCCUACAUCCGAAGCUAUGAGAAACCAGACGUUGUACCUGAAGCCCAUUGUGUCGAUUAUACUAACCAGGGGAUGCUUGAACAACUAAAAGGGCUAGAGGCGGACGAUCUUUGGACCAUAAAGAUCGGGAUGGAGGGUGUGUUUACAUAUGAGGACACCCCAGCGCAAGUCGUCGAAUGCCCGGACGAGGUAAAACUCAACCUCUCGCGGGAAGCCAUAACUGCCAGGGCGGAGGACUACGAACCACCGGAGGAAGAGGCCUGGCGAUCUAACAAUCCGGCUUGGGCGGUGGAUGACUUUUAUGAGCUGCUGAAGGAUCUGUAUCGCUCGCUGACCUUCAUUCCCUCGAAUUCCGACCACGUACUAGAUUCGUUCGCAGGGUACCUUGAGGAGUUCGACAGCGCUUAUCCCAUGUCGCGGCGCAUCUUCAGAGCUCAUGGCUGGCCGGACCUGGAUGCCUAUAAGAAAGAGGAAUGUUUGGAGGGUGUACAAAAGGCGCUCAGAAAGAACUAUUCUGAUUUCACGUUGCCCUGCUGGUCAUAUCACUCAUACCAUUAA
This is a messenger RNA of Neoarthrinium moseri, 1086 nucleotides long. RefSeq lists its product as uncharacterized. The transcript is spliced from 3 exons. The record is from RefSeq and is a predicted model, not a curated record. Lineage: Eukaryota; Fungi; Ascomycota; Sordariomycetes; Amphisphaeriales; Apiosporaceae. The coding region runs from base 1 to 1086 and encodes 361 amino acids.